This is a messenger RNA of Mustela lutreola (European mink), 384 nucleotides long. RefSeq names its product large ribosomal subunit protein eL37-like. Gene Ontology annotation, cellular component: ribosome; cytosolic large ribosomal subunit. Gene Ontology annotation, biological process: translation. The transcript has a single exon. The coding region runs from base 1 to 384 and encodes 127 amino acids. Lineage: Eukaryota; Metazoa; Chordata; Mammalia; Carnivora; Mustelidae. The record is from RefSeq and is a predicted model, not a curated record. Gene Ontology annotation, molecular function: structural constituent of ribosome; RNA binding.
AUGACUUUGACUCCCAGCAAGCUAUUUUGUGGCUAUCAGCAAACUGAUGCUAAAAAUUUAUAUGGACUCUCUGGUCUUGUUAUUGGAAACAAGAUAAUGAAGGGGUCAUCAUCAUAUGGACAGUGUCGCAGUAAGAUUCACAGGUGCUGCUGCCGUGGCUCUAUGGUCUACCACCUUUGGAAGUCAGCCUGUGGUAAAUGUGGCUAUCCUGCCAAGUGCAAGAGAAAGUAUAACUGGAGUGCCAAGGCUAAAAACCGAAAUUCCACUGGAACCUGUCAGAUGAGGCACCUAAGAAUUGUAUUGUGCAGAUUCAGGCAUGGAGUCCGUGAAAGAACACCACCUCAGCCCAAGAGGGCAAUUAAUGCAGCAGGCAGUUCAUUUUAA